Gloeophyllum trabeum ATCC 11539 is the source of this 1273-nucleotide messenger RNA. RefSeq names its product phosphoribosyl pyrophosphokinase. Gene Ontology annotation, molecular function: magnesium ion binding; ribose phosphate diphosphokinase activity. The record is from RefSeq and is a predicted model, not a curated record. Bases 151 to 1134 code for a protein of 327 amino acids. The transcript is spliced from 6 exons. Gene Ontology annotation, biological process: ribonucleoside monophosphate biosynthetic process; purine nucleotide biosynthetic process; 5-phosphoribose 1-diphosphate biosynthetic process. NCBI's taxonomy places the organism in Eukaryota, Fungi, Basidiomycota, Agaricomycetes, Gloeophyllales, Gloeophyllaceae. Gene Ontology annotation, cellular component: cytoplasm; ribose phosphate diphosphokinase complex.
CCUUUUCCUCUUUUCUUUUCUCUUCACUGGUUAUUCUUGCCUUUUUAUUCCUUGCUUGUCUUCUCUUGCUCUCCUUGCUGCUUGUCGUUAUUAUCUAUUAGCAUCCGAUUGCUCUAAUUGGUUUAUGGCAUAGCUGGACUGCGCGGAAAGAUGCUUAACGGUACUGGGAUCAAAAUCUUCAGCGGUACUAGCCACCCGGAGCUAGCAGAAAUCAUUGCCAGACGGCUAGGAAUCCCGCUUUCGAAGGCGCAUAUAUCUCGUUCCGGUAUCGGCGAGACCCAAGUCCGCAUAGCUGAAUCCGUCCGCUCCGACGAUGUGUACAUUAUUACCUCUCCGUCGCCCUCCAUUACCCCGUCCGCGACCUCGGUCAACACGGCUCUUAUGGAGUUGUGUAUCAUGAUCCACGCCUGCAAGAUCGCGAGCGCGAAGCGAAUUACGGCGGUCCUGCCUUUAUUUAUGUACGCUAGACAAGACAAGAAGGACAAGAGCCGCGCACCUAUUACGGCCAAGCUGGUCGCGAACAUGAUACAAAAGAGCGGCUGCGACCAUGUCAUUACCAUGGAUCUGCAUGCCUCACAAAUACAGGGAUUCUUCGACGUCCCGGUUGACAAGUUGUACGCGGAACCGUCGGCCAUUUUAUACAUCCGUUCCCACUUCGACACGAAGGAUGUGGUAAUCGUGUCACCAGACGCAGGUGGCGCGAAGCGUGCUACUUCGAUGGCAGAUCGGCUAGGCGUUGACUUCGCACUCUUCCACAAAGAGAGGAAGAAGGCGAACGAAGUAUCCCGGAUGGUGCUUGUCGGAAGCGCUACUGGCAAGGUUGCUAUUCUGGUCGACGACAUGGCUGAUACCUGCGGCACGCUGUGUUUGGCAGCGCAGCAUCUUGCAGAAGCCGGUGCUUCGAGAAUCUAUGCGAUCGUCACGCAUGGGAUUCUCAGCGGGAACGCGCUACAGAGGCUGGAGGAGAGUGUGCUGGAGAAGCUGGUGGUGACGAACACGCUGCCGCAGGCGGAGAACCAGCAACGGUGCAGCAAGAUAGAGGUGAUAGACAUUGGCAACGUGCUAGGCGAGGUGAUCAGAAGGAGUCACUACGGGGAGAGCGUCUCGAAGCUGUUUGACGAGGUGCCAUACUAGACGUCAGGGUAGGAUGGAAGAUUACGGGAUAAAAGGCCUAUAUGGACUUAGCGGAUGGCCGUGUACUUUAAUCGAGGAUCUUCCGCUGAUGGGGGGAGACAGACAUGAUGGAAUAGAUGACUAAACGGGCGAGGCCAGA